Molecule: messenger RNA, 3074 nt
Organism: Puntigrus tetrazona (Sumatra barb)
Lineage: Eukaryota; Metazoa; Chordata; Actinopteri; Cypriniformes; Cyprinidae
Gene: gnpat2
Product: glyceronephosphate O-acyltransferase 2
Biological process (GO): ether lipid biosynthetic process
Cellular component (GO): peroxisomal membrane; mitochondrial membrane
Molecular function (GO): glycerone-phosphate O-acyltransferase activity
Source: RefSeq, a predicted model, not a curated record
GCGCGCUUGGGUCCGAGGUUUGACCAGUUCUCUGGACUCUGACGUCACAUCAGAAGAGGAGAGGAACACCUGCUGCUCUCGUAUGGGACAUGGAGCCACUGAGUUUGGACGGUGCAGAAGCUGAUGGCUUCUUUGACAUCCUGGAGGAGAGGAGGCGGAGCAGUGACUUAAGCCACGCCUUCCGGACCUUUAACCCGCAGCCGUACCGUGGGGCCACGCCCAUUUCAGCAGCCGCUCUCAACAGGAUGGUGCUUGAAUCGCAAUACCUGACCUACAUCGUACAAGAGAUUAUGGUUGAAUGUGACGAACCACGGGAGGCGCUUUUAGAGGAGGCGUCUUCGCUGCUGGACGAGAUGAGUCAAAACCUUCAGCUGGGAUUCAUUCGUCUGCUGGGCUUCGCACUGAGCAAAGUUUUCAAGAGCGUUUUCAGCUCCAUACGCGUCAACGAGGAUGGACUCACCCGGCUCCAGCAAGCCAUUCAGGAGUAUCCCGUCAUCCUGAUGCCCAACCACAGGAGUUAUGUGGACUUCCUUGUUCUGUCUUACAUCAUGUUCACUUAUGACCUCUCUAUCCCCGUCAUUGCAGCUGGAAUUCCUCUGAUGGGGAUGAAGCUGAUUGGUGAGAUCUUUCGGCGAUCAGGAGCGUUUUUUAUCCGUCGUGCCAUUGGCUCAGACAAGCUGUACUGGGCAGUGCUGUCUGAGUACGUCAGAACCAUUGUGCGGACAGGUUAUGCUCCGUUGGAGUUUUACGUUGAAGGAUUACGCAGCAGAACGCUGAAAUCUCUCACACCAAAACUAGGAAUGAUGCACAUGGUGUUGGAGCCCUUUUUUAAAGGAGAGGUGUUUGACAUCAGUCUGGUGCCCAUCAGCAUCAGCUACGAGCGUGUGCUUGAGGAGUCGCUCCUCGCUCAUGAGCUGCUGGGAGUGCCUAAACCCAAAGAGACCACAGGGGCUUUGCUGAAGGCCAGGACUGUGCUGAAGGAGGACUACGGCUGCAUGCAUGUGUGCUUUGGCAACCCUGUGUCAGUCAGAGAGCUGAUGAAGGGAAAAAUUAACCGCAAACAAUAUAAUCUGGUACCCAGAGACCUGCCUAUGAAGCCCAGUAAAGAGACGCAGGAGUUUGUGUCUGGUCUCGCCCACAUGAUGAUCCGUUUGCAGGAGAGAAAUGCGGUACUGAGUGCCUGGAACCUGAUGGCUGUGGUUCUCCUUCAGAACCUUCAGGGCAUUGAUUUAGACCUGCUGACCCACAAAACCCUGUGGCUGAAGAAACUCGCCCUGCGGUUCGGAGCUCAUCUCAGAUGGCCCAAGAAUGAUUUGGAUUCUGAGGUAAUGUCAUCUAGCAUGAGCCUGCAUCAUUCAGUGGCACGCUGUGAGGGGCGUGUCUAUUUGGUGGAGGAGGUGGGGCCAGGGCCUGUCACUCAAGAGGAGGACGUGUUCCGAAAGGCUGCAUCUGUGCUCAUGUGUGCCUCCUACAGGAAUCAAGCAGUGCACGUAUUCACUAGACCAGCUAUGGUGGCAGUCGCUAUGACAACAGAUGCAAGAAAUAAAACAGACAAUGUCUUUCAUUAUUUUAAGUUCCUGCUGGAGCUCUUUUCCAAUGAGUUUGUUCUCAUUCCUGGUCAAGCAGUUCAGGACUUUGAGGAGGGCUGUUCUUUGCUACAGCAGUCUGGUGUAAUCGGCCGCUCUGAUGAAGAGAUCUGUGUGAGGGACAAUGAAACCAUCAUCUUCCUCAGAGCGAUUCUGCAGUCUUUCAUCGAAAGCUACCAGGUGGUGUUCAGGUACCUGUGUGAAGAGAGCUCCCAGACAUUCAGGGAGAAGAUGUUUUCAAACAGCAUCCGCAGCUUCAUCGUCAAACUCUUUAUUUCAGGCGAAGUCGAGUCGCACGAGUGUUUAUCGUCCGACCUCCAGAAGAACGUUCUCUCAGCUUUGCUCCGGAUGGCUGCUGUGACCAAAACUAAAGUUGAUGACCAGAAUGAGUUUACGGUGAAUAAAUCUGCGGUGAAGAAAAUAUGGCACAUGCUGAGCAACGGACGGACCUCUGAGAUCAGUGUAAACGCCAGACUGUGACGAGAAGAAUCAGACGACAACGACUCUCAAUUCCUUUAUUGAUAAUGUUAAUAUGUAUAAGUACUGUAUGUGUUUUUAGUGUCAAACACAGAACAAACCUGCAGUAGUUGCUCUAGAUGUAGGACGUAAUUUGCAACCGUUAUUGCAAGUAGGCUAUAUAUGAUUUAAUUUUAUAGAUCAUGUAAGAAUCAUACAGAUAUUAAUCAAGAUACGAAGAUGUGCUCGUCUUUUGAGUAUUGAUGUAAAAAUUAAUGUUUAAUGUGUCGUUUAACAGGUGUUUCAACUGUUUUAUGAAAUCGUUUUCUAAUUUUUCAAAACAUACAAUGAUAUACUGUAAUAAACUAUUGAUUACUGCUGUAUAUAAAGAAACAUGAAAUAAUAGUAUUACAAGACGAGAACAGAAAGCCAUCAGCCAUAAAUAUUAUAAAUAUGCUAAGAAGUUAAGUGUGUCUUAACAAAAGAGAGAUGCUUAUAGUUCUGGUCCUUGAUUCUGAUUGGUUGAGGCAACUUCAAAGCUAUCUACAAACACACACCUUAGUUUUCAAUUGUCUACGUAGUUUAGAGCAAAAAUUUGUUUUUAUUAAUAUAAUUACACAUUAUUAUUAUUUUUUUGUAAGAUCUUGCUGCAUAUAUAAAAUAGCCAUCUUAAUAAAGCAAUAAGCCCCGAAGCGGUGGUUUACAGUAAAUUAAUAACAGCUACAGUUACUACUACUUCUUGGGGCUUAUUUCUUUAUUUACCACCACAUUAAAAACGAACCAGCAGAGCACUUUUUGUGUACUUGUCUUAAAGUGGAGUUUCAGAAAGCGUGUGGCCUAAUUCACAAGCAAGCAGCUGGUUAGCAAAACCGUCCACUUUUCUUUUUCCAGUUAUUUGACCGGUCCAGAUUGUUUUAAAAGGAUUGAUUCUGAUCUUCUCAAGUUCAACUCGUUUGUGCGCGAGUCGUGCAAAGCUCUUAUGGCUUUGUUUCCUUUCAGAAAUCGUCGAUAUCAAUGCAUAAAUGCUGUUUU